Messenger RNA from Anarrhichthys ocellatus (wolf-eel), 1291 nucleotides. RefSeq names its product histone-lysine N-methyltransferase SETD1B. NCBI's taxonomy places the organism in Eukaryota, Metazoa, Chordata, Actinopteri, Perciformes, Anarhichadidae. The record is from RefSeq and is a predicted model, not a curated record. The transcript is spliced from 2 exons. Bases 295 to 1023 code for a protein of 242 amino acids.
CCAGCUACAGCAUGCAUGUCUGCCUAUCUGUUGUUUGGUGGCUUUGUGUCUGAAUGAACUCCUCGCUCUGAUCUCCAGCAUCUGCUUUACAUCUAGCAGCUCGUUCAGCACCGCACCAAGAGGACGCAGCAGCCAGUCUUCAUUCUGGAGGGAAAGGCCCCAGUCGAGUCCAGCAGGGGGGAUGGAGGAGGCGGGGAAGCUGGUUCCCUCAGCCCUGAUGCUCUGCCUCUGAUCCAUGCUGAGAGUCCCGGACCCUGGCAGAGCGAGAGCCUGCUGGCAGAGUCCUGGUCCACAAUGGGCGACGUGGACCCCGACGACACCAAGAGCCUGGACAGCAACGACGGGGGGGUUCUGGGCGGGGAGGAGAACCACUCCUUCAACUCCGACAUGGUCCACCUGGAGCGAGAGGAGGCUGAGAUGCUCGAGCAGGCAGAGAAGGCGAGGAGGACAGAGGAGGAGGAGGAAGACGACGAGGAGCUGCAAACGAGCGUGAUGAGUGUUUUAGGAGGGGAAAGGGAGCUGGUGGAGCUCAGUGAGGAGGAGCAGGACCUCCACGCCCCAGAAGCUGAGGAGCUCCUGGUGUCAGCAGAGGAGCCUCGCGUGGAAAAGAAGAAGCCUGCAGAGUUCAUGCAGGUGGUUCCCCCGAUGGCGCUGCCUCUUCUGCCUAUCGUCAUGCUCGACCCCCCCUCCACCACGUCCACUCCGGUCCCUUCAACCACAAGCUCUGAAGCUGAGGAGCUUUACCCCACUCAGGGGCUCCAACCUCCUUCUUUCCUUGCACAGGUGGAAGUGGAGCCUCCAUCAGAGAGGCAACUAAAAUUCUCACAGAUUCCCCUCUCGGAUGUGGAGGAACAUUCAGUCCAGUCCUCUCAAGCAGCACCAGAAAAGCCGGAGCCACCACACCCCACUGCUCCCAAGACUCCCAAACAUCUGAGCUCCACUGAGCUGCUGUGUGGAGGCGCUGCUUUAGUCGCCGUAGUGGGAGUAGUGGCCUACGGUGCUGUGGCCUACUGCCGAAAGUAGUCUCCUUCAACGCUGAAUCACCCUCUCAAUACAGGUUUUAAAAUCUAUUCCAAAUGAAAAUAUUCCACUUAACUCUCUGAAUUCUGGAUUUUACUCUCUCAAACUCUUUGUAUUGUAGUUACUAUUGAACACAUUCAGAUUCGUUUUGUGCUACCUCAGCUCAUGGCCUUUGUUUUUCCUUAUUCAAUAAAUAUCUGAUCUCUGAGAUGUAAACCUGGAAUGUAAAAUCACGUGAAGGUAGAAUUUUAAAGAAUCCUGAAACUUGAAA